This is a messenger RNA of Talaromyces stipitatus ATCC 10500, 2541 nucleotides long. RefSeq lists its product as uncharacterized. The record is from RefSeq and is a predicted model, not a curated record. The coding region runs from base 1 to 2541 and encodes 846 amino acids. Lineage: Eukaryota; Fungi; Ascomycota; Eurotiomycetes; Eurotiales; Trichocomaceae. The transcript has 5 exons. Gene Ontology annotation, molecular function: protein dimerization activity.
AUGUCGCAUAGUCAAUGCACCCAGAUCUCUGACAACUACCCUCCUUCUCUUGGUAUUUCUGAUGAUACCAGUGUCUCGUUAUGUCCGUCCGAUGGCCUACAACCAUUUACACCAGACCUGACUUAUACGCAUCAGUUUAACUUCACACAGCCUGCGCCCCUACUUCCUCCUCCUGAGACUCUCGAACGCGUUGGCCCUCGAAACAAGAAAAUUUACGUCCUUUGGACAGAGAUGGUGAACGACGACUUUGUUACGUGGUGGCUCAGCACAGAAUAUGGAAGUCAGAUGAAACGCAAUAUUUUUGAAGGCAAGCACCAGUCAGAAUGUUGGCAACACUUUCACCAGGUUGCUGCGAUCCAAGAUGGGUCUCCUAAGGUUAUGUAUAAAGUGUGCAACCACAUCCUGAGCCACCCUGCAGAUCGCCACCGUGGAACAUCAUCUAUGAAUAAACACUAUUCGUCAGGGGUAAAUUGUCGGAAAUCGGUACCAGUCUCAAAGGAUAUUAAAAGGCUCAUACAAGAUGGGAUGCAUAGCGCUCCUCAAAAAACGCACUACACCGCGAAAGCUUGGAUGGAGAGGCUAGUGACCUUUAUUACUACUUCACGGUUACCCUUCCAGCUUGUUGAGUAUCCUCAGUUUCGUGCACUUAUCGAAAUGGCGCAACGUGCUCCUUUGCUCCCCAUAUUACCUUGUGCAAAAACCAUCCGAAAUCAUCUUCAAGAAUUGGUUCAAGAACGACAGAAGUCUCUUCUUCAGAAGCUAUCACAAGGCGCAAAGCUUUCUAUUGCACUAGAUUGCUGGACAUCCCCAUUUCGCCAGUCUUUUAUGGCUGUGACAGGCUACUUUCUGGAUGUGGAUUGGAAUUACCGCGAGAUCUUACUUGGCUUUGAACCACUUUCUGGCUCGCAUACUGGGGCUUAUUUGAGUACAGUUCUUCAACAAGUACUCGAAGAACAUCAGAUCGAAGCUCGGAUCUUGACAGUCACAACAGACAAUGCGGCUAAUAACUCAACAUUAAUGAAUUCACUCAGCGAGUCCCUCCAAUCGAUUGAACUACCAAACCAGAUACCAGUGAUCCACAUACCAUGUAUGGCCCAUAUAAUUCAACUGAGCUUGAACGAGCUUCUUGGCCGGAUGGAAGUGAAUCCAAGAAACGACAGAGAGGAGAUAGAAUGGACUGAAAGAGAUAAAAGCGCCCAGCCAGAGAACCAGGAUAUCAUUCAUACCCUUGAGAAGAUUCGACGGCUUGCAGUCUUCAUCAACCGAAGCCCACAACGCCGUGAGAAUUUCCUUUAUCUUCAGAGCAAAGAGCCAAAGCUUGUUCCAAUUCAAGACGUUCGCACACGCUGGAACUCAACAUUCCUGAUGCUCUACCGUGCUAGAAAGCUACAGUCUACUUUUGAUGAGUACUGUUCUGAAUAUGGUCAACCUGAUCUUAAGCUUACAAAGGAGGAAUGGCGGCAGGUUGACUAUCUUUUAUCAAUAACAAAGCCGUUUUUUACCUUCACAACGUCUCUCUCACAGACGAAAGAAGUUACUAUUCAUAGUGUUUUUGCCAUCUACAACUAUCUCUUUACACAUCUCGAGAAGUCAAAGGAGAAGCUUUCAGAAUAUUACGCAAUGACUGAUCAUGUUGGUGGUGAUCUCUAUGCUAUCGGAACAAUCCUAGCCCCACAAAAUAAGCUGGAAUUCUUUUCUACUUCUGAGUGGGAGCCAGAAUGGCGUGUCCGAUACCGCAAGAGCCUUGAGGAGUAUAUUGUGCCCUAUGAGAAACGCUAUUCAGAGACUCAGACUCAGUCAAUACCAAUACGCCAGAUAUUGACCGGUGGUAUAUCUGAUAUUGAUAUGCUCGUAACAGCAGCUACAUCUCUACAGCCACGAACAACCGCCCAUGACGAGAUAUCACGUUAUCUUGGGAGCAGCACUCAGCUAAUGAACCCACGAAUAUUUUGGAAGGAUCAUCAAUUUAAAUACCCUAUCCUUGCAAGUCUUGCCCAGUAUAUUCUCACAACUCCUGCUAGUGGCUCUGGUGUUGAACGGUUGUUCAACUCUGCCCGUGAUAUCUGUCACUAUCGUCGAGGCUCAUUGAAACCCCAUACCAUCAAGGAGCUCAUGUUAUUCAUGUGCACAACGAAGUUCGACCUUGAAUCAGAAGAACUUUCCCUUAUGGAUGAGUAUCUUACAACACAAGAGAUACAAAGAGCCAGGGAGGAAAGGGAUGCUCAGCAAGCACUCGAAGCUCAGAAUACAAAGUAUGAUUUUGACCCAAUCAGUGACAGCGAGGAGGCUGAGAGUGAGGAUGAAUCCUUAGUACUACCUCAAAGUCCUCAAGCUUCCCAAGCACGCAGUCAGCGUUCGCUUGGCAAAAGACCAGCAAGGGAGGAAGAGCCACUGAUUGAAUUGGAUGGAAAUGAGGAAGAUGAGGUUCCUUUACCUUACAAUAGGCAUCUGGUGACAGUAAGCAGUACCCAGAGACGCUCGUCUGGCCGUCAACCGAAGCGUUCCAAGCGAGAUGAAGACUUUGUAUACGAGACUCCUUAG